Messenger RNA from Colius striatus (speckled mousebird), 6910 nucleotides. RefSeq names its product DNA methyltransferase 3 alpha (gene DNMT3A). Gene Ontology annotation, cellular component: cytoplasm; nucleus. Gene Ontology annotation, molecular function: DNA (cytosine-5-)-methyltransferase activity. NCBI's taxonomy places the organism in Eukaryota, Metazoa, Chordata, Aves, Coliiformes, Coliidae. Bases 233 to 3043 code for a protein of 936 amino acids. The transcript has 23 exons. The record is from RefSeq and is a predicted model, not a curated record. Gene Ontology annotation, biological process: negative regulation of DNA-templated transcription.
CCGGGCAGCGCAGCGGCGGCGGCGGCUCGGCACGGCUCGGCACGGCUGGCACGGCUCGGCACGGCGCGCCGGGCCCGCACCGGCCCAGGGGCAGGAAGAUCCAGGCAGCAGUGGGACGCAGGGGUGCGGGAGCCCCUCCUUGGCACAGAGAGACAGAGCACAGCGGCAGCGUUGGGGUCUGCUUUGGUGCUGAAGAGGUGACGGUCGCAGGCGCCCGCCCUCGUGCCCCACCAUGCCGUCCAGUGGCACCCUCGACGCCAGUGGCCCCGCUCCCAACCGCGAUGCGCCCGACACACACAAGGGGGAAGAGGAGCCUGAGGAGACCCAGAGCAAGGAGGAGAAGCAGGAGCCAGGGACGCCCAUGAGAAAAGCCGGGCGGCCCGGGCGGAAGCGCAAGCAUGCCCAGCAGGUGGAAAGCAGUGACACCCCCAAAGACAUCGCGGCCGUCCCCAAGUGCCCCCCGCCGUGCCCGGAGGCCAUCCCUGCCGAGCCGCUGCCCAACGGGGAUGUGGAGGGGGACAGUGGGCAGUGGAAGGGCCAAGCAGAGGAGGGUGGCACGAGCCCCAAGGGCGGCCGCCCUGAGGAGGACGAGACGGAGAGCCUGCCGGACGGCGAGACGGGCCGGGCGCUGGAGAACGGCCGCUGCACCCCCAAGGAGGGCCUGGACGCCCCGGCCGAUGAGGGUGAGCUGGCCCCUUCCGACCCCCAGAAGAAACGCGGGAGGAGGAAACUCCUGGAAGCUGCAGAGAAAAGCAAGGAAGAGAAGGAAGAAAACAACUUUGACACCCUGAAAAUGGAGGGCUCCCGCGGGCGGCUGCGGGGCGGGCUGGGCUGGGAGUCGAGUCUGCGGCAGCGACCCAUGCAGCGGCACACCUUCCAGGCCGGGGACCCCUACUACAUCAGCAAGAGGAAGCGGGAUGAGUGGCUGGCACGCUGGAAGAGGGAGGCGGAGAAGAAGGCAAAGGUGAUCGCCGUGAUGAACGUGGUGGAGGAGACACCGCGGGCAGAGCCUCAGAAGGAGGAGGAGGCCAGUCCCCCCGCCUCACAGCAGCCCACUGACCCUGCCUCACCCAAUGUGGCCACCACGCCUGAGCCAGUGGUGGCCGACGCCGUAGACAAGAACACCUCCAAGUCAGCAGAUGAUGAGCCUGAGUACGAGGAUGGUCGGGGCUUUGGCAUUGGCGAGCUGGUGUGGGGCAAACUGCGUGGCUUCUCCUGGUGGCCCGGGCGCAUCGUGUCCUGGUGGAUGACGGGCCGGAGCCGGGCAGCCGAGGGCACUCGCUGGGUGAUGUGGUUUGGGGACGGCAAGUUCUCGGUGGUCUGUGUGGAGAAGCUACUGCCGCUCAGCUCCUUCGCUAGCGCCUUCCACCAGGCCACCUACAACAAGCAGCCCAUGUACCGCAAAGCAAUCUACGAGGUGCUGCAGGUGGCAAGCAGCAGAGCAGGGAAGAUCUUCCCAGCAUGCCCUGAGAACGAUGAGACAGACACCUCCAAGGUGGUGGAGAUCCAGAACAAGCAGAUGAUCGAGUGGGCUCUGGGUGGCUUCCAGCCAUCCGGCCCCAAGGGCCUGGAGCCCCCUGAAGAGGAACGAAACCCCUACAAAGAAGUUUACACGGAGAUGUGGGUAGAGCCAGAAGCAGCCGCCUACGCCCCGCCCCCGCCCGCCAAAAAACCCAGGAAAAGCACAACAGAGAAGCCCAAGGUCAAGGAGAUCAUCGACGAGCGCACCCGAGAGCGGCUCGUUUACGAGGUCCGGCAGAAGUGCAGGAACAUUGAAGACAUCUGCAUCUCCUGUGGGAGCCUCAACGUCACGCUGGAGCACCCUCUGUUCAUCGGAGGAAUGUGCCAAAACUGCAAGAACUGCUUCCUGGAGUGCGCGUACCAGUAUGACGACGAUGGGUACCAGUCCUACUGCACCAUCUGCUGCGGUGGCCGUGAGGUGCUAAUGUGUGGCAACAACAACUGCUGCAGGUGCUUCUGCGUGGAGUGUGUGGACCUGCUGGUGGGCCCGGGGGCGGCCCAGGCUGCCAUCAAGGAGGACCCCUGGAACUGCUACAUGUGCGGCCAUAAGGGCGUGUACGGGCUGCUGCGGCGACGGGAGGACUGGCCCUCACGCCUCCAGAUGUUCUUCGCCAACAACCACGACCAGGAGUUUGACCCGCCGAAGGUGUAUCCGCCAGUGCCGGCUGAGAAGAGGAAGCCCAUCCGGGUGCUCUCGCUCUUUGACGGGAUUGCCACAGGCCUGCUGGUGCUGAAGGACCUGGGCAUCCAGGUGGAUCGGUACAUCGCCUCCGAGGUGUGCGAGGACUCCAUCACUGUGGGUAUGGUGAGGCACCAGGGCAAGAUCAUGUACGUCGGGGACGUCCGAAAUGUCACCCAGAAACACAUACAGGAAUGGGGUCCCUUCGACCUGGUGAUCGGUGGCAGCCCCUGUAACGACCUCUCCAUUGUCAACCCAGCUAGGAAGGGGCUCUACGAGGGCACCGGGCGGCUCUUCUUUGAGUUCUACCGCCUGCUGCAUGAAGCCCGGCCCAAGGAGGGUGACGACCGGCCCUUCUUCUGGCUCUUUGAGAACGUGGUGGCCAUGGGGGUGAGCGACAAGAGGGACAUCUCACGCUUCCUGGAGUCCAACCCUGUCAUGAUUGAUGCCAAAGAAGUGUCUGCAGCGCACAGGGCACGGUACUUCUGGGGGAACCUGCCCGGGAUGAACAGGCCACUCGCCUCCACAGUGAACGACAAGCUGGAGCUGCAGGAGUGCCUGGAGCAUGGCAGGAUAGCAAAGUUCAGCAAAGUGCGAACCAUCACCACUCGCUCCAACUCCAUCAAGCAGGGCAAGGACCAGCACUUUCCCGUCUUCAUGAACGAGAAGGAAGAUAUUCUGUGGUGCACGGAGAUGGAGAGGGUCUUUGGCUUCCCGGUGCAUUACACGGACGUGUCCAACAUGAGCCGCCUGGCCCGGCAGAGACUGCUUGGCAGGUCCUGGAGCGUGCCGGUCAUCCGCCACCUCUUUGCGCCCCUGAAGGAAUACUUUGCCUGCGUUUAAAAAGAGAGACAGACAGGAACUGGUGACACGAGCGAGUCGGAAACGAAACCAUCCACACACGCCAAGGGAAGUGAAAACACAGGAUGAGAGAAGAGUCAGCACCCAGAAGAGAGACGGGACCACGCGGCCCGACGGGAACCCGACACGCGUCUCCCCGAGCGAAAGGGUUCGGUGUCCUCUCCUGAAUUUCCAAUGUUCAGGUUUUAGCCUAUUUAAAAAACAAACAAACAAAAAAACCAACAAAAAAAACCAAAACCACCAAAAAAAAAAUCGACAUCAAAACAACAGAAAAAAAAAAAAACAACCCCACGAAACGGAAAGAGGAAAAAAAAAACCAGGCAAAGCGCAACUAAAACCAACCCAAACCGAUUUUUUUGGGGGGUAACCUUUUAAUUUCCCGCUCUUUUCUGGCUGGGUUUUUCUGUUGGUUUGGUUUCCGCUUCUCAGAGCAGCGGGCGAGAGCCCAGACGCCACCCGCCCGCCGCCCGCCCCGCGCUCGGAGGAGGGGAACCGGCAGCGGGAACAGCCCCCCCCCGGGAGAGGCCAAAGGAGGCCCAGGAGGACCCGCUCUGUUCUGCUCCGCUCCGCUCCGGCCCGUGCUGGCAGCACCCUCCCCCGCCCGCAGCUCAGUGGCCCCUGUGGCCGCCAGAGUGGGGGACGCGCCGCGAGGCGCUGUGACAGGGAGGCGUUCGGCUCAGCCGGCUCCGCCACGGCCAGCACCUGAGCCUCCUCACUCUUUUAUUCCACCAGCACCGGUCACUGGUGAUCUGGAGCCAACCCGAUGGCAGGGAAGCCGGGAACACACACACCACACCACACACCUUUUCUACAGUAUUUUGGGUGCCUACCACACGGGAAACCUUGAAGACAGCAAAUCCUAGACGCCGUUGUUACCUCUUGUUUACAGUUUAUAUAUAUAUGAUAGAUAUGAGAUAUAGAUAUAUAUAUAUAUAAAAGGUACUGUUACUACUGUACAACCUGACUUCAUAAUGGUGCUUUUAAAACAGCGGGGAGUCGAGACAUCAGCUUCUACGUUGCCUUACGUGCCGGGCCGGGCCUUUCCGAGCGAGCGGUGCAGCAGGGGCCGGGGCAGCGGCGGCCGGGCGGGAAGCGUCUCCAUCCCGAGUCAUGCAAUAACCUUUUUCUGUCCUUAAAGGAAGUGACGGCCACCCCCACUGCCCCCCCUGCCCCCCGCCCGCGCACAAACGUACUGGUGCUCUUCUGCGUACGUGGCGUUCCCCAGCCGAGCCGGUGCUGGUUGUGUCCUCCCUGCCCCGGCAUGGCGGUGGCAGCAGCAGUGGGGUGGCUGCCACAUGCUCUUGCCUGCAGGUGCUGCCCAUCGGGGGCACAGGUGCUGUGAAUUGGGCUCGUGGCGGUGCUGUGGCGUGGCAUGGCAUGGCAAGGGAUAAGCAAGGAGCAAGCGCGUACUGGAGCGGUGCUGGUGCGGGACGGGGACGGAUGCAGGUCCCCGGGCCCUGGUGCUACAUCUGCGGGGGCCAGUGGGCAGGAGGGCGAUGCCUGAGAGCCUAGUGUGAGCCUGGUGCUGCCUGUGGUGGGGUCUCACACCUCAGGCUCAUUGUUGGUUGUGGAGAGCGUGGCCCAUCGGUGCCCUGUGACGGGGCGAUGGGUGCCGUGGGGCAGCGAUGUUGGUGCAGAGGUGCCGCAGGGGCAGCGGUGUCGGUGCGGAGGGCGGCAUCCCCAGGAGCUGCACUGGUGCUGGCAGUGCAGAGGGGAGCCGAGGUUGGCACAGGCAGGUGCUGGCUUUGCUGUGGAUGGUGCUACUUGUCUGGCAGCUGUGAGUGCCACCGGAGCUUGAUGGGUCCGGCUCGGUGCAGGGGCAUCGCCCCACAUCCCCGGUGCCCACCGGGGUGGCCGGACCCUGUGCCCAGCCGGGGGCAGGGACUGGUGCUAUGGCACAGGGGAGACUUCACCGAGGGUCUCCGGCCUGUCGCCGUCUCUUCUCUUAACUGUGAAAGGUGCUGGGGAUGGCGGGGGCCGCCGGCCGCUCGGUGCGGGGUGCUGGCUAAUUGGCAGCGAGUCGUGCCGGCGGCCCUAGGUGCUGAGAGGUGCUGGGACCGAUAGUGGUGGCGGGGCAAACAGGGGGCUGCCCUGAGGCCCCCCAAAGCUCCUUACCACGCCUGGUGCUACCAGGGGGGCUGGGAGGCCCCUCUGUUGGGUAGGCGGCAUGGGACGGCUGUGGUGGGAGGCACUGCGGGGCUCAGCUUUGCCAGGUGGUACAGGAAGGAAGGCAGGACAUGGGCCCCUCGGCCCCGGGCACCAAGCCACAGCCAUGGGGCUCUGACUCGGCCCUGGGGCCAGAUACUGCACUGCACCGUGGCGCUGGGACGAGGUUGGUGCAGGACUGCUGUGGCAGUGCUGGGUGCAAGCCCUGCAUGGCCCUGCAGCCCUGUCUGUGGGUACUGCAGUCCUAUCAGUGACUCCUGCACAAACACCAGCUGCAACUGCUGUGUGUCCUCGCAGAGCUGUUUGCAGGUGCUGUGCAGCCCUGCAGCAUCACAUGCAAGCUCUGCAUGGCCCUGCAGCACUGCUGGCAGGUCCUGCAUGGCUCUGCAACCUUGGCUGCAUGGCCCACAGCAUUGGUUGCAAGUUCUACAUGGCUCUGCAGCGCCAAGCGCAGAUCCUGCUUGGCCCUGCAGCACCAGCUAUCAGUCUUGUGCAGCUCUGUGGCACUGGGUGCAGGUCCUGCAUGGCCCUGCAGUGCUGGUUGCUGGUGCUGCACAAUCCUGCUGUACCAUUUACAAGUCCUGCAUGGCCCUGCAGCAUUGGGUGCAAGUGCUACCCAGCCCUGCUGUGCCAAGCACAGGCCCUGCAACCCCCUUUGGCACCAGCAGCAAAUCGUGCGCCGCUGCGCAGUGCUGCUGGCAAUCCUGGCGUGGCCCUGCAGCAGGGUCUGGGGAGCCUGGCAUGGCCCCGCUGCGGUGUUUGGGGUGCCUGGUGGGCCCUGCUGUGCUGUGCCAUCUUGGCACAGCCCCACAGCGCUUCCCCAGCUGCCCCCAGCACCGUGGCACCUUUCCCAGGCCAGGCAGUCGCAGGUGCUGCCGGUGGCGCAUCCCAAAUGUCUCUCGCACCCACCAUGAGCACCCACAGCUGGAACGCCUGGGCCAGUGCCGGCGCCAGCAGGAAGCAGGUUCCCAUCACGGCACAAUUGGCGUGGUGGUGCCAGGCUCGGUUCGGUGGUGCCAGGGCCACAGCGGCUGGUGGGGACCGUCUGGGGUAAGAGUUCAGUUUUUACCGUACCCGACUCACGUCUUUUCUUACAACCUGACCCAGACCACUUUGGUUGCACAGCCCAAGAUGAAACAGUGAGGGGAAAAAACAAACACACACACACACACACACACACACACCAACAAGACGCCUGAAAUUCCUUCCGAUCCGCCGAGGGAGUGGGUGGGUGACAAACACGGUGCUAAAACGUUUUAUUAAAAAUAUAUAUUGUUAAAUUAAGUCUGCUGUCUGGACAAUGACUGUUUGUUUUGUUUUCUUGUAGUGGAGUUUCAAAAGAGCACUAUUAUUUUACUCUUAUAUAUUAUUAUUAAAAAAAGCCAAAAAAAGUUUUAAAAAAAGCGAAAAAAACACACAAAAAAAAAAAGGAAAAAAGGAGAAGAAAAAAAAAAAGGCAUUUUAACUUUGUACUUGAAGACUAAACGAGAGAUUUCAUGUGUUUUAGCCUUUAGGCAUUUGAAGUAGCUGACGCUUAACUGUGUGUGGGGAAUCAUGUACUCAUCCUCCCGAGGAAUAAACGCGUAGAGUCCGGUCCCCCCCCGCCGCCGCCGUCCGGCUCGGCCCGCGCCCGCCAACCCGCCCACCACGUCCCCCCACCCCGACCCCAGCCCAGCCCCCCGC